Molecule: messenger RNA, 317 nt
Organism: Sorex araneus (European shrew)
Lineage: Eukaryota; Metazoa; Chordata; Mammalia; Eulipotyphla; Soricidae
Gene: SCGB3A1
Product: secretoglobin family 3A member 1
Exons: 3
Coding region: 3-317 (104 amino acids)
Biological process (GO): positive regulation of myoblast fusion
Source: RefSeq, a predicted model, not a curated record
CCAUGAAGCCCUUCGUGUGUGUCGCCGUCCUGGGGGCCUGCGUGGCCUUGCUUGGCCACUCCGUGACCGCUUUCCUCGCGCCCAAGAACCUGAACCCGGUGCAGGCCGUGGCCACGGUGCCCGAGGCGGUCGGGAGCCUGGCCAGCCCCGUCCUGCACAGGCUCAACCCCCUGCGCCUCCUGCUGGGCCUCCUGGGCGUCCCCGUGGAGCACCUGGUGGAAGGCACCCAGCAGUGCGUGGCCCAGCUGGGCCCCGAGGCCCUCGAUGCUGUGAAGGCACUGAAGAAGCUGCUGGGGGUCCUGACGUUCUUAGGCUGA